CAAUCGAUUUCCUAAUCGCGAAGUAUUUUCAUAUGGAGAUCAACGAAAAUAUAGGUACAUUCAAGAUCUACGUGAAUAGUAACUACUCACACAUGUUACAUGCUCUCAUAUACGAUAUCUACAUGUAGAGUGUCUAUCAUGGUCAAUAAUCUGAAGUCCGAUAAACUUUUAGAAUCUCGUUGAUAAUGAGAGACUGAUGAAUAAUUUUGAUAUGGUAAUUAGUUUCAAUGAUUUUUUUUUCAAAAUUAUACCCUCACUUGAUGUGUACAUUGAGGUUAUGUAGAAGGAAUACAGUUGUGUUGUAUACAUUAUUUCCUGAUCUCGCUAUCAACUUUAGAUAUUAUUUUACGUCAAAAAAUCUACAACUAGCGAUGGCAACACCUAAGAAACUUUUUGAAGGCAAAACUGAUAGAUUCAAUGGAGUUACUGUUGACUCUACUCUAGAAAAGUGUGAAAAUGUGGAACAGUUCUCACGCAAACUUGAAGAUUCGCUGGAAUUCUGGAAACAAAACGGAAAAAGGGGACUGUGGUUCAAAGUUAACCUCAAACACACAGAUUGGGUACCUGUCUUGGCAAAGCAUGGGUUCAAAUUCCACCAUUCUCGCGAGGAGUACGUCAUGAUGUAUUUAUGGUUACCUGAAACCGAAGAGUGUAACAUUCCAAAGUACGCCCAUACGAUGGUAGGAGUUGGAGCAGUUGUGGUUAAUGACAAGUCUCAAAUUUUAGUUGUAUGCGAAAAAUACUCUGUGAUAAAUCGCCCAUUCUGGAAACUUCCUGGAGGAUAUGUAGAGCCAGGUGAAAAUCUGAUCGACGCAGCUAUCCGAGAAGUACAAGAAGAAACAAAUAUACUGACAGAGUUUCAAUCUGUUCUCACAUUCAGACAAACGCAUAAAGGUAUGUUCGGCUGCUCAGAUAUCUACACGGUCGUCAGCCUCAAACCUCUUUCGGAAAAUAUAGAAAAAUGUGAUCGAGAAAUCGCCAAGUGCCAGUGGAUGGAUAUCGAUGAGUAUAUGAGUCACCCGCAAGUCCACGAUCUGAAUCGAUUUUUUGUUCAAAAAUAUUUAGAGUACAAAAAACAUAAUAUUAAGAUUAACUGUUUUAAUGGUAUUCAUCAAAUAAUUAAAAAACCCUAUACUGUUUAUUCAGUAACAAAAGGAGAUUUGGUGGAUGAAAAUAACACGGACAAGGGUGAAAGUGAUAGUUGAAUCAUACCUACUAUCAUAAUAUAUAUUGAGUUGUUUAUUGUCAAAUAUCGAUGAUAAUGAUCCAAGUUAUUUGUUAAUAAAAAUUAUUUUUAAAUGA
Molecule: messenger RNA, 1302 nt
Organism: Leptinotarsa decemlineata (Colorado potato beetle)
Lineage: Eukaryota; Metazoa; Arthropoda; Insecta; Coleoptera; Chrysomelidae
Molecular function (GO): ADP-ribose diphosphatase activity; NADH pyrophosphatase activity; NAD binding
Source: RefSeq, a predicted model, not a curated record